ACUAUCUGCCUAUCUUCUUCAAGCCAGCUGUUGCAAUCGACCCAAUAAAAUAUUGAGGAUCGAGUUGUUUGUUCCGUUCGUGUCGCUCUUUCUUCUAUGUUUGCUUACGUUUUGGUCUUGUAAUCAACCUCACUUUAUGAAAGAGGAACUUGAUGGUGACGACAACACGUCAUAGAACACUUUGCAUGUACCAUUUCCUACCGCUUCAAAUUGGUGUUUUGGUGUUCCAGGGUACUUAUGAAGCACCGGUGGAAGAUUGUUCAGCUGCUGAUUUUCCGGUGGUUCGCAUUAGACGGUGCCCAGCACCAUCACGAAAGCUCCUUAAACCCUCCGUUUCCUAUAAGGUGCACGGCACGUCUGUCCUGUCUCCGCAAAAGCAACACAUUCAGUAUCACAGAAGCUUCGCCUCCGCAACUGUAUCCACUUUCUUGCAACAAAAUCCGUUCGGCAUAUCAUGUCUCUGUUCUACUAUGUCUUUGUCUCAGUCCUGCUUGUCUGCGCGAUCGCGUAUCAUUUCAGAAAUCGUGCACAGUACCCGCCUUCCCCGCCCAAACACUGGCUCCUUGGAAACUUACUUGAUAUGCCUCGGACUGUCGAUUGGGACAAACUUCUUUCCUGGAAGCGCGAUUAUGGAGGACUUACCUACUUGACUGCGUUUGGACAGUCCGUCUUGGUAUUGAAUACCCCGGAAGUCAUCAAGGACCUUCUGGAUAAACGUGCAAAGAACUAUUCUCAUCGUCCUCAGACGGUCAUGGUUGGAGAGUUGUUUGGACUAAAUAAGACCCUUGUAUUCUACGACUACAAUGACAGGUAUCGAACCAUUCGAAAGUUGACUCAACAAGUAUUAGGCCCGGAAGCAGUAAAGAAGUAUCAAGCAUUGCAGUUGGAUAUUGUCAAAUUAUUUCUGGAGAGUUUGAGACUGGACCCAGAUGACUUUAGGCAGCAGUGUCGACUUGCCGUCAGCCGUAUGAUCCUCACUGUUACAUAUGGAUUAGAAAUCAAGGCUGCAGAUUCUGAGUAUAUCGCCAACGCACAACAUACGUCCGAGACGAUCAAUCAAGCCGUUAUGCCCGGAGCCUAUAUCGUAGACCUCAUUCCUGCUUUGAAGCAUCUUCCCAGGUGGUUUCCGUUCACAUCAUUUCACGAGGUGGGCGAUUACGGACGAAAACUCGUUUUCGACUUCGUGACUCUGCCAUUCGAGUAUGUAAGGAGGAAUAUGGCCAACGGUUAUGCACCCCAGUCAUUUGUUUCCGACCUCCUCGCUGAUCCUGAAACAAUGGCAAAGCAUGGAAAACAUAGUGAAGACUUAAUUGAGGAUAUAAAGUGGACUGCUGGUGCAAUGUUCUCAGCUGGGAUGGAAACUUCCCUCGCUACGAUGCUUACGUUCUUCCUGGCGAUGGCGUUGUAUCCAAAAGAACAGGCUAAGGCGCAACAAGAGAUCGAUACCGUGACCGGUGGAAAUCGGAUUGUGACCUUCGAUGACCGGCCCAAUCUUCCGUUCGUGCAGGCAUUGCUCCAAGAAAUCGCAAGAUGGCAUGUUGUCGCUCCGACAGGACUUCCCCGUCGUUCAGCGGAAAAUGACACCUACAACGGUUACCGUAUUCCUGCGAAUACUGUUUUAGUACCGAACAUCUGGGCGCUCUCUCAAUCCGUGAUUGACCCCGGCCGCUUCGAUCCAGAACGUUUCUUGAACUCUAGCAACGCGCAAAACCCUUACGAAUAUAUAUAUGGCUUUGGACGGCGAAUUUGUCCUGGAAGACACCUCGCAGAUAACUUCCUCUUCCUCUUUGCCGUAAACACCUUGGCGUUUUUCAAUAUUGAUCAACCUGCUCAAUUGACGGAAGGAUUGAAAAUGCCGGCAGAUGUAGUAUUCUCUCCGACAAUAGUUAGUCUCCCAGAGCCGUUUGCGUGCAAGAUACAACCUCGCACGGAUGCCCAUGCAGAAGUCAUCAGUUCUAUGGCAGUACAAUAACUUGCAUUGUUCAUUCGCUUGGCGGUUUCGCGGAUUUGAUGUACCUGCACUCCAAUGGCCAACAGUUCAUCUUGAGCUCCGUGUAUGUCUAUCUUCUCUUAAUGGCUAUGUUGGCCAUCCUAGAGCGAAAUCAUCUUUGGAACGCGGCUGUCUUCCCAGAACCUUGAAUUAUAUGGCAACUUCUCGCGCCUUCGAAGAUGGAAAGAGACAGCGUUGCAAUGCUCUUCCCUUUGUAUCCGCCUUAUUGGCGUGCGGGGAUAGCUCACCCAAUCAAACAGUAUCAUGAAUUCACGAUCCGCUCUCAUGCCUCAUGUGAAUGUAUGUUACCGGCGAUUCGGACUAGAUCUAAUGCAUCAAUCAAACUGUCAAGUCCUGUUUAUGAACUC
Molecule: messenger RNA, 2358 nt
Organism: Somion occarium
Lineage: Eukaryota; Fungi; Basidiomycota; Agaricomycetes; Polyporales; Cerrenaceae
Source: the annotation of a GenBank genome assembly